This is a messenger RNA of Manduca sexta (tobacco hornworm), 620 nucleotides long. RefSeq lists its product as uncharacterized. The transcript has 3 exons. NCBI's taxonomy places the organism in Eukaryota, Metazoa, Arthropoda, Insecta, Lepidoptera, Sphingidae. The record is from RefSeq and is a predicted model, not a curated record. The annotation marks the transcript as partial.
GUUCCUGAGCUUCGGCGGCAGCGGAGGCGGUUCCGGCGGCGGAUCCGGCAACUUCCUCUUCGACAUCAUCAGACGGCCGGCGGAGUCAGUGGCCCGCGCGGCCGGCUCGGCGUUCCGUCUGUUCGCCGGCACCGACUCGCUAAACGUGGGGCUGACUGCCUCGCACACCGCCACCCUGGACCCCAACGACCCACAACUGGUAGCGGGCUCCUCGACGUCGAGCGGCGACGCGGCGGGUGAGGGUGACGACGCCAGCGGCGCCAAGGGCGACAAUCUGACCGAGGGCGUGCCCGGCCCCAUCACGAGGCUGUUCAUCAUCGCCAACCGUGGUAUCGCCAACCUCAUCCAGGACCUGAUCCUCCGCAUCGCGCAGACCUCCGAGAGGAUAGUCAACUUCAAGGCGCGACUCAUCACCUCCAUUAUUUAAAUGUGAUUUAGAACAAUUAGUGUGGGUAGGGGGUGGUGGUGGCGGAGGCCGCCGCCGCCAGCACGCCGCGCCGGGCCGCACGGCACCGCCGGAGCACUGCCGAGGCACCGCGCGACCGCAGGCUGGGCUGUUUUACUGCAACAUAAAACAGUCGUCAGCUCCGAUGAGACCACGUGACGCGUCCGUCCGCUAC